GAACCAGAACCUCCACAGGUCAAAGUAGAAAAGGAGGAACCAGAACCUCCACAGAUCAAAGUAGAAAAGGAGGAACCAGAACCUCCACAGAUCAAAGUAGAGGAUGAGGAGCUCUGCAUCAAUCAGGAGGAAGAUCAGCUCCACCUGAAGCAGGAGACUGAUCCGGUUCUGUUGACUGUUUCAUAUGAAGAAAGUGAACCAGAACCAGACAAGGAGCAGCUCAUCUCUCAGAGUUCUGYUGGACCUGAGGACCAGGAUCAGGAUUCAGGGUCAGAUGAGAAGAUGGAUCACACAGAGGGUCAUCAUGGUAACCAAGCAGACCAAUCAGCAACACCUGAGAAGUUGUUUUCUUGUCUAAUCUGUGGAGAAACUUUUUCAGAGAAAUCCCUACUUUCCCGUCAUGUGAAGGUCCACAAAGUCUGGAACCAGAACUCUGAGAAACUGAUGUAUUGUUGUCCCACCUGUGGGAAAAACAUCUCUGAUUAUAGUUACUUAAUCAGUCAUAUGAGGAGCCACACAGGUGGAGAAAAGUUUCACCAAAUGAUCUAGAAGAGGUUUUACAGCCAGGAGAAGAAUGAAACGUUCAGAAUGUGGAGAAAAGUUCAAAAAAUCUUAAAAAGUGCUUAUAAUCCUUCAGAUACAUCCAGUACAGACCAGAAGUUUGGACACACCUUCUCAUUCAAAGAGUUUUCUUUAUUUUCAUGACUCUGAAAAUUGUUGAUUCACACUGAAG
Austrofundulus limnaeus is the source of this 733-nucleotide messenger RNA. Its product is annotated as zinc finger protein 26. The record is from RefSeq and is a predicted model, not a curated record. Gene Ontology annotation, biological process: regulation of transcription by RNA polymerase II. Gene Ontology annotation, molecular function: RNA polymerase II cis-regulatory region sequence-specific DNA binding; DNA-binding transcription factor activity. The transcript has 2 exons. The annotation marks the transcript as partial. NCBI's taxonomy places the organism in Eukaryota, Metazoa, Chordata, Actinopteri, Cyprinodontiformes, Rivulidae.